UUUCAACUCCAAUGUGAAGUCAGUCAGUGCUACUAUACGGAUCAGAGACUUGCGCGCGUCAUAAAGAGCAUCUCAAACAAACUACAGACCUUCAUUAACAGUUGUCUUCGCUCAAUACUCAAGAUCAGAUGGCCGGCCAGGAAAGAUCAGCAACAGGGAUCUCUGGGAGCGAACCAACCAGGAACCGAUUGUGAAACAAAUAGGCAGGAAGAAAUGGAGAUGGAUCGGCCAUACUCUGAGGAAACCAUCAAGUGACAUCACUAGACAAGCCAUUGCUCGAGUGGAACCCGAAAGGGAAGCGGCGAAUUGGUCGUCAGUGCAAGGGUGACUUGGAGGAGGUCAUGUGAAGAGGAGAUGAAAGCGUGUGGGCAGACAUGGAGCCAGGUGAAGACUCUAGCAGAGAACCGAACGCAAUGGAGACGCACGGCUGAAGCCCUAUGUUCCUCUAGGAAUUAAAGGAUACAAUAAUAAUAAUAAAUAGCAGGUGGUAGCUUGGUUUUCCUUCAUGCCAUUGUUAUAUGUCUUUAGUUCAUAAUUCUAGAUAUUUAUUUUAUUUUUUGAUUACAGCUUGAAACCAAACAGUAUUUUUGGUACAAGUAUGGAAUUUUUAGCAUGUGAUAUUGGUAGCCCAAAUUUUGCAGGCCGACCGUUGAUAUCAGGUGUGCGUCGGUCGGGGAUCGAACCCCAAACCAUGUUCAUGGUCGGUGAGGGUCCUAACCUCUGUGCCACCCACGCACCUGAAGAUAGAAUAUUCCGGUAGAUUCUAAUCUUGCAGUUCGUAUUACACUGUAAUCAAAGAAGUUGUACUAAUAGCUUAAGAAAUAAUUUAUGAAUACAUUGAUUAAGAAGACUGGACGUAUCGCUGAAUUGCGACAGUGAGUAUGACACUAAGCUUAUCUCAGCAGCAGGUAAUACUAAAGUAUUUUAAAAGAAUAUAAACUGUUAUCCAAGUACUAUCUACUUUUUGAAUGCAUAUUUUCUGAUAACACUGAUAAAUGUUUGGCAUUCAAAUAACAAGGCUUUCAUUUUCUUCAACAUGUGUUGCUUGAGGGAACUUAGUGCUCCUAACCCCAAAUUAUUGAUGUCUGUUAAUUUCUUAAUGGACAACGAUUUCAGAAGAGUAAGCUUGAGCAAUAAGUUUCUACAAGUUCUAUGCGACGUUUCUAUAUGCGGUGUUAUUCUAAAAUUAUUUAGGCAUUAAUUUUACAUCACACAGUAUUAUUUUGGAGUUCGAUAGGCUCAAAGUUUUAUGAAUCCAAGAUGAAUGUAAAGUCAUGCUUGUGGUAAAAUAACAUUUAUAAAAUUAGCGUUAUUGUGUGUGUAUAUAUACUCGUAUGCUCAAAUUGUAAGGUUUAACCAUGCCGUGAGGUCCACAUGCAUAAUAUGAAUAUCACUUCGAAAAUCUACAUCUUAGCCGAAGGACGCCACUUUCAACGACUGUUUUCCUCUUCAAAUACUGCCUGAUUUUCUUUAGCCAAUGAGUCCGGGCAUCAGGUUUUCACACUACCCAGUCAUUGUAGUCUCGAAUCGUUGAAUUGUGUUAACUAAAGGAAAACUAGACCUCAAUGUUAUGUACCUGUUUUUCCUAACUUGUGUUGUGUGAAACGUGUUCACAAAAACGACUAAGUUUUGAGUUUGUCCUUUUUUAUUUUUUUAGAAUGCUCUUAAGGCAAACAAUUUCAUAGUACACGUGUAAAGAAGAAAUAUGCGAACGUCUGCAACAGCGUCUACCUCGAAAUCAAACAUACCUAAAACUUCUAAGCCAUCAUACAGCAAGUGCGAUAAAAGUGAGCCUAACUCAAAUGAGAAAACCUCUGAUAACAAUGGAACAACAGGAUCAUUUGAAUGUAAUAUAUGCCUUGAUUCAGCUCGAGAUGCAGUUGUGAGUAUGUGUGGUCAUCUUUUUUGUUGGCCGUGUCUUCAUCGAUGGCUUGAGACAGCGGAAACUCGAACAGUAUGUCCAGUGUGUAAGGCGGCAAUCAGCAGAGAUAAAGUUAUUCCUCUCUACGGUCGCGGUGCCGAUCAUACGCAAGACCCUCGUACAAAAAUCCCUCCGCGUCCACCUGGUCAACGUAGUGAACCUGAACCAGGUAUGGGCGGUUUGGGAGGAACAUUUGGCGGAUUGUUUGGGAGUCCUGAUGGGGGCAAUUUUCGAAUGUCAGUUGGUAUUGGUGCAUUUCCAUUCGGUUUCCUGGCGACAACCUUUAGCUCAGGUGGGGCUAAUACCUCCGGAAACUCAAACAAUGGAGAUGGUGUUAACAAUCUUGAUAACCUUUGGGGUGCUGAUACAGAAACUAUGUCAAAAUUGUGUCUUUGCGUUGCAAUAUUUUUUAUUGGUUGGCUAUUUAUCGCAUAAUAACUGCUAUAAAUAUCUGAUUGAUUAUUCUGAUUAUUUCUUCUUUUUAUUUGUAUUCCAUACUUUUUAUUAUUAGACAUAAUUGGAUUUUUGAAUCCUUCUUUUUUUGAAGUUAAUUUUAUGUGAUACUAAUAUUAUUAUCGUCAGUUUAUAAUUGAUUUUCAAUAUUUAAGAUUAUACUUUGAGUAAUUUGGGUGAAAGUGUUGUAAAGGUAUGUGUUGUUUAAUUUAAUUAGUUGAGAGAGUAUAUACAAGUGGGUUGCAAUUUUGCUUGACCAUUACGUGGAAUUCAUCUAAAUUGAAAGUUUCCUUCAGCCUUGUCUUUUUCUCAAUGCUUUGUUUUGCUUAUUUUCAUACUUAUUCAAAAGUGUAUAAUAUAAUUUGCUUUGAGCAAAACAGUGUAGAUGUGUGUGUGAUGAUGAUGUUGUGUGUACCUGAAAGUUAAAAUAUACAUUAUUAUGAUUUUGUGAUUAUUUCUUUUUGUGUGUGAAGAAAAAAUGUUUAACUUAUUUGUGAUAUGAGGUACUGAUGAUUUUUCAGUUAUAUCAGGACUGUAAUUUUAUCGAGUUAAUAAAUAGACCCAGGUGUAAUCAACUUUUCAGGUGUGUAUUAUCAUCUUAAUUUCGCUUCAUUUUCUCUGUAUUUCCUUUUAGAAAAUACUGUGUCUCAGAUUAUGAGAUAAUAAUCUGUAACUAUUGUUAUAGGCAGGGACACUUUCAGUGUUCAUCAACAACUGUCGUAUAAUUAUGUAUAUAUAUAUAUAUAUAUAUGCAGUGGGUGCCUUGUGUCAAAUUUAAUAAGUUAAUAAGUCUAUUCUUAGGUCCAUCAGAUCUACAUCUAUUGUGGGAGUAUGAUUCUGUGAUAAUAGUUCUUUCAUCACAAAUGUUAAGACAAGAUAGUUUUGAUUUCAGAAGUUAAGUAUAAAUUCGCAUUACUCAAUCUCCACAUAGGGUUGAUGGGAUCCAAUGCGCACAGGAAUUAAAAACACUUAAAGAGAUAGAUGUUCAUGUAAUAAUAAUAAAUAGUCCUUUGUAUACCAUUUUUAAGAUACUACUUUUAUACAAAAAAUAUGACUAGUAAAAAGAAGCCUUAAACUUAAAAAUGUCUCACUUAAAUUUACAAAGUACUUAUUUUUUAAUGAAACGAUCAUUUAAUAAUAUCCACCUCAAAAUUUCUCAUAGUCUCGAACACUCAUGAGGAUCUAAUUUGUGGAUGGUGACUAGCAGUGGAAUCCAGGAUGCGCAUUUCGUCCUAUUUGGGACUCAUCAAUUGGAUGUACCUGCAUUUCCCAGUUUGUGAUGAUUUUCCCACCGAGACUCGAACCUAGUGCCCUUAGUUU
Molecule: messenger RNA, 3694 nt
Organism: Trichobilharzia szidati
Lineage: Eukaryota; Metazoa; Platyhelminthes; Trematoda; Strigeidida; Schistosomatidae
Source: the annotation of a GenBank genome assembly